Prorocentrum cordatum is the source of this 636-nucleotide messenger RNA. The record is from the annotation of a GenBank genome assembly. NCBI's taxonomy places the organism in Eukaryota, Dinophyceae, Prorocentrales, Prorocentraceae.
UUUGGCUCAAGUCUGCCUCAAACAAUUGCGGCUUGCAAUCGUCGCGCUCGAGCAGGAAGGUUCACUUCGACUUUCGUCGAACUCCUCAGCCAGCCAGCCAUGAUUCCAGUUUUCUUAUGUUUCUUGUUUCCGUUUGUCUUGCCCCCAUCUUUUGUCAACCUGCUGUUCGGCUAUUCGUUCUUGCAGUUCAGUCCAUACUUCAUGCUGUUGGUGGGCAUGGCCAUGUGCUAUUUUCCCUUUGGCCUCAUCUUGAUUUCGAAAAUACAGAUACGAGGCGACGACAAUGGACCAGACAAUGUCGACCCGCGCGCGGUGACCGAGAAGUUGGCACAGGACAGCGCCUACAUUCGGCAUUGCAAGGCCGCGCAUGAAAACAUGCUCGAGGGGUUUGCCUUCUUCGUCGCAGGAGUGCUCGGCGCCCUUCAAGCUGGAGUCGAACCAGCAACCGUUUCAUCGUAUUGUAUGUUUUGGUUCAUCGUUCGUUCUACCUACAUCGGCUGCUACGCCUUCAACAAUGAUAGCGUGGCCGUCUCCGCCGUGCGCACAGGGAUGUUCUUUGUCGUUCUCGGUAUCCAAGGCCGGCUCAUGUACGAAGCCGCGUGGGCUUCAACGGGCGGUUCGCUCAUGCUGAGGUGA